Ustilago hordei is the source of this 5061-nucleotide messenger RNA. Its product is annotated as putative CHC1 - clathrin heavy chain. Gene Ontology annotation, cellular component: clathrin coat of coated pit; actin cortical patch; clathrin coat of trans-Golgi network vesicle. The record is from RefSeq and is a predicted model, not a curated record. The coding region runs from base 1 to 5061 and encodes 1686 amino acids. Gene Ontology annotation, molecular function: structural molecule activity; clathrin light chain binding. The transcript is spliced from 2 exons. NCBI's taxonomy places the organism in Eukaryota, Fungi, Basidiomycota, Ustilaginomycetes, Ustilaginales, Ustilaginaceae. Gene Ontology annotation, biological process: receptor-mediated endocytosis; Golgi to endosome transport; intracellular protein transport.
AUGGCGGACAAGCCCAUCAACUUCUCAGAGCAUGUCCAGCUCACCAACGUUGGCAUCUCUCCCGAAAGCAUCUCGUUCGCCAACGUCACCCUCGAGUCCGAGAACUUUGUCUGCGUUCGUGAAAGCAUCAACGGUACCGACUCGGUCGUUAUUGUCAACUUGAACGACAUCAGCGAUGUCAUGAGGAGACCAAUCACCGCCGACUCGGCCAUCAUGAACCCUAUCCAGAAAAUCAUUGCUCUCAAGUCAGCGCGGCAACUUCAGAUCUUCAACAUCGAGGCAAAAGCAAAAGUCAAGUCCCAUCUCAUCAACGACGAUGUCGUCUUUUGGAAGUGGAUCAACAACACCACCCUCGCUAUCGUCACCGAGAAUGCAGUAUACCACUGGUCCAUCGAAGGCGAAGCCGCCCCUGCUAAAGUCUUUGAUCGUCACCUCAGCUUGCAAGGUACUCAGAUCAUCAACUACCGCGCAAGUCACGACGAAAAGUGGCUUGUUCUUGUUGGUAUCUCGGGUAACCCAUCUGGCGCACCCAAUGCUUUCCGUGUCAAGGGUUCCAUGCAGCUCUACUCGCGUGAACGUGGUGUCUCUCAGCCUAUCGAGGGUCAUGCCGCCGCCUUCGCAGAGCUCAAGUCCGAUACCGCUCCCAACCCGUUCAAGCUCUUCACUUUUGCCAACCGUACUGCUACCGGUGCCAAGCUCCACGUCGUCGAGAUCGACCACCAGAACGGCCAGCCUGCUUUCACAAAGAAGGCCGUCGAUGUCUUCUUCCCGCCAGAAGCUACCAACGACUUCCCCGUCGCCAUGCAGGUCAGCAAGCGUUACGCUAUCGUCUACCUCGUCACCAAGUACGGCUUCAUCCAUCUCUACGACCUCGAGAGCGGCGCUUGCAUCUACAUGAACCGUAUCUCGGGCGAUACCAUCUUUGUCACAGCAGAGCACGAGUCCACUAGCGGUAUCAUUGGUAUCAACCGUAAAGGUCAGGUCCUCUCCGUUUCCGUCGAUGAGAACACCGUCAUUCCAUACAUCCUUCGUACGCUUAACAACUCGGACUUGGCCUUCAAACUUGCUUCUCGUGGUGAUCUGCCAGGUGCCGAUGAUCUCUACUUGCAGCAGUUCCACUCGCUCUUCUCUACGGCACAGUACGGUGAAGCUGCUAAGAUCGCCGCCAACUCGCCAAGAGGUAUUUUGCGAACUUCGCAGACCAUCGAGCAGUUUAAGCAGGUUCCCAACCAGCCUGGUACCCUCUCGCCUAUUCUUCAGUACUUUGGUAUCUUGCUCGAGAAGGGUACGCUCAACAAGUUCGAAUCCUUGGAGCUUGCUCGUCCUGUGCUCAACCAGGGUCGCAAGCACUUGCUUGAAAAGUGGCUCAAGGAGAGCAAGAUCGAAUGCAGCGAGGAGCUCGGUGACAUUGUCCGUCAACACGACAUGAACUUGGCCCUCAGCGUCUACCUCCGUGCUAAUGUGCCCAACAAGGUCGUUGCCUGUUUUGCCGAGACCGGUCAGUUUGACAAGAUCGUCCUCUACGCCAAGAAGGUCGCCUACACGCCUGACUAUGCUGCUCUCCUCCAGCACAUCGUUCGCACCAACCCCGAAAAGGGUGCCGAAUUUGCCAGCAGCUUGGUCGCUGACCAGUCCGGUCCCUUGGUCGACAUUGAACGUGUCACUGACAUCUUCAUGAGUCAGAACAUGAUCCAGCAGGCUACUAGCUUCCUUCUUGAUGCCCUCAAGGACAACAAACCCGAGCAGGCUCAUCUCCAGACUCGACUGCUCGAGAUGAACUUGGUCAACGCUCCUCAGGUCGCCGACGCCAUUCUCGGUAACGAGAUGUUCACUCACUACGAUCGUCCUCGGAUCGCCAACCUCUGCGAGAAGGCCGGCUUGCUCCAACGUGCUCUCGAGCACUACGAAGACAAUGCCGACAUCAAGAGGGUUCUUGUUCACACCAACCUUCUUCAGGCCGACUGGCUGGUCAACUACUUUGGAAAACUCACCGUGGAGCAGUCGCUCGAGUGUCUUUGUGAGAUGCUCAAGGUCAACAUCCGACAAAACUUGCAGGUGGUUGUUCAGAUCGCUACCAAGUACUCCGACUUGCUUGGUCCUGUCAAGCUCAUCGAGAUGUUUGAGUCGUUCAAGUCGUUCGAAGGCUUGUACUACUAUCUUGGUUCGGUUGUCAACCUUUCAACCGAUCCUGAGGUGCACUUCAAGUACAUUCAGGCUGCUACUCGUACUGGUCAGAUUCGGGAAGUAGAGCGUAUCUGCAGAGAGUCGAACUACUACAACCCGGAAAAGGUCAAGAACUUCCUCAAGGAGGCUAAGCUUUCUGAUCAGCUCCCGCUCAUCAUUGUCUGCGAUCGAUUCGAUUUCGUGCACGACCUCGUGCUUUACCUCUACCAGAACAUGCUAAUCAACUUCAUCGAGGUGUAUGUUCAGCGUGUUAACUCCUCGCGUACCCCUCAGGUCAUUGGUGGUUUGCUCGAUGUCGAUUGCGACGAGGGUGUCAUCAAGAACCUCCUUUCUUCCGUCACGGGACCUAUCCCGGUUGACGAGCUAGUUGAGGAGGUGGAGAAACGUAACCGUCUCAAGCUGAUCAUGCCUUGGCUCCAGUCCAAGAUCGAAGCUGGUUCCCAAGAUCAGCCUCUCUACAACGCCAUGGCCAAGAUUGCUAUCGAUAGUAACAACAACCCUGAAUCCUUCCUCAAGGAGAACAAUCUAUACGAUCCCAAGGUUGUCGGUAAAUACUGCGAGAAGCGUGAUCCCUACCUCGCCUACAUCGCCUAUGCUAAGGGUUUCUGCGAUGACGAGUUGAUCUCGAUCACCAACGACAACUCGAUGUUCAAACAUCAGGCUCGAUACCUUGUCAAGCGUCGACAGUUGGAUCUCUGGGCUCAAGUGUUGACUUCGGACAAUGUUCAUCGACGUCAGCUUGUGGAGCAGGUGUCUUCGACUGCUGUUCCCGAGUCGACGAAUCCGGAUGAUGUUUCGGCAACGGUGAAGGCGUUCAUGGCGGCUGAUUUGCCUCAUGAGCUGAUCGAAUUGUUGGAGAAGAUCAUUCUCGAGCCGUCGGCGUUCAGUGACAAUAGGAGCUUGCAGAAUCUUCUGCUUCUUACCGCGGUUCGUACGGAUAAGGGUAAGGUGAUGAAUUACAUCGAUCGUCUCGAUGGAUACGAUGUUGAGGAAAUCGCCAAAAUCGCUAUCGACCACGGACUUUACGAGGAAGCAUUCCGAAUCUACUCCAAGGCAGAACAGCAUCAAGAUGCGAUGAACGUUCUUGUCGAGCAUAUCGUUUCCAUCGAUCGGGGUCAGCAGUAUGCUAACAAGCUCAACAAACCUGCGAUCUGGUCUCGUCUCGGUAAAGCUCAGCUUGAUGGUUUGCGGGUCAAAGAUGCUAUUGACUCCUACGUCAAGGCGGAGGACCCGUCGAAUUAUGAAGAGGUGAUCGAAAUUGCCGAACAUGCCGGACGAGAAGAGGAGUUGAUCAGAUUCCUUCAAAUGGCUCGUAAGAAAGCUCGCGAACCCAAGAUCGAUACCGAAUACGCUUAUUGUCUUGCCAAGGCAAACAGGUUGGCUGAUAUGGAAGAGUUCCUUUCAAUGACCAAUGUAGCUGACAUCUUGAGUGUCGGUGAAAAGUGUUUCAACGAUGAACUCUACGAAGCUGCCAAACUCUUGUUCACCAGCGUGUCGAACUAUGCCAGGUUGGCUACCACACUGGUCUACUUGGGAGAUUAUCAAGGAGCGGUGGAUGCAGCUAGGAAGGCAGGAAAUACGAGUGUUUGGAAACAGGUUCAUGCGGCUUGUUUGAGUAAGAGGGAGUUUAAGCUUAGUCAGAUUGCAGGAUUGGCGAUCAUUCCUCAUGCGGAAGAAUUGCCUGGGUUGAUUAGAGCUUAUGAAGCAGAAGGAUUUUUUGAUGAGCUGUUGGUGCUGUUGGAGCAAGCAUUGGCAUUGGAAAGGGCUCAUAUGGGGGUCUUUACUCAAACUGGCGUUGCCCUUGCAAAGCAUAGACCGGAAAGAAUGAUGGAACACCUCAAGCUGUACUGGUCUCGUUCGAACCUUCCGCAGCUGAUUAAAGUUGCUGAGCAGUGUCAUCUUUGGUCGGAACUGGUUUAUCUUUACACCAAAUACGACGAGAUGGAUAAUGCUGCGUUGGCAACGAUGGAACAUGCUGCGGAUGCCUGGGAUCAUGAUCAGUUCAAAGCGAUCUUGCCUAAGGUUGCCAACGUCGAGAUUUAUUAUAGAGCUCUUACGUUCUACUUGGAACAGCAUCCCUUGUUGCUCAACGAUCUCUUGACGGUUUUGGCCAAGAGGAUCGAUCAUGGAAGGGUGGUGAGGAUGUUUAAGAAGAAGGAGAACGAUAAUGUUCCGCUCAUUCGAAGCUAUCUUAUGUCGGUCCAGGCGCAUAAUUUGGAAGCUGUCAAUGAUGCCUACAAUGAUCUGUUGAUCGAGGAGGAAGAUUUCGAGACGUUGCGAAGUAGCAUCGAUGGAUAUGAUAACUUUGAUGCUCUUUCGCUUGCUUCUCGUUUGGAGAAACACGAUUUGUUGGAGUUCAGGAGGCUGGCAGCUCAUCUGUACAAGAAGAACGGAAGGUGGAACGAGUCGAUUGCACUCAGCAAAACGGAUAAGUUGUUUAGGGAUGCCAUCGAGACGGCGGCGGUGUCGAACGAUGAAGCUGUUGCAGAAGAGCUUCUGGAGUAUUUCGUCGAGAUUGGCAACAAAGAAUGCUACGCAGCAACCCUCUUCGCUUGCUACGAUCUGAUCAGGCCAGAUGUGGUGAUGGAACUCAGCUGGAGACACGCACUCGCUGACUUUACCAUGCCCUAUCAGCUGCAGAGUAUGAGGCACCAAAACGAAAAGCUGAACAAACUCGAGAAGCAGGUCAAGGAGAGGGCAAAGAAGGAUAGCGAGAAGGAGAAGGAGGAGCAAGAUGCUCCCAUCAUCGGUCCCGGUGGUUUGGGCGCGCCCAAGUUGAUCACUGCCGGUGUGACGGGUAUGGGUGGUGGAGGGAUGGGUGGAUAUCCGAACAAUCUCAAUGGAGGCAUGUAUAUGCAGCCCACUGGGAUGUUCUAG